CUGCAUGAUACAGCAGACGUUGUGCUUUUGGACAUGAUACGAAAUCAGCAGCAUGUCUACAUUGAGUGGAAGACUAACCUUCAAUGGCUAAUGAAACAGGAUUUCAUGAAAACCAAUUCGUGCAACUUCUCUUUAGGUACUGAAAACUUUUUCUUGCUGCAAGUUGCCUUGGCUUUCCCCAGAGAUUCUCCUAUUUUAGAGAGGGUCAAUCUCGAGAUUAUUUACAUGCAACGCGGUGGACUUAUUGAACAUUGGCGUCAGAACUUUUGGCCGUCGGCCGAUCGCUGUUCUGAAACAUCUACCGGAGGUAGUGACGGUGACACCAUUCAAGCCAUCAGCGUAGCCGACAUGCAAGGAUCCUUCUACGUCCUCUUUUUUGGUUGUGGUUUAGCGGCCGUUUCAUUCAUCAUUGAAAGACUAAUCCAUCGCAGCAAAGAAAAACGAGAAAGCGAAGUUAUACGACCAUAUUUGAAUUGAAGUGGGUCAUUGGCGGUUAACAAUGUAUCCCAUAAUAUUUAUCCUAAAUUUUCAUCAUUGGCACAUUCAAUUUCACAUACACUUUCAAGUAACUUAUAUAUCCAGAUAAAUCACG
This is a messenger RNA of Daphnia pulicaria, 592 nucleotides long. Its product is annotated as ionotropic receptor 93a-like. Lineage: Eukaryota; Metazoa; Arthropoda; Branchiopoda; Diplostraca; Daphniidae. The record is from RefSeq and is a predicted model, not a curated record. Bases 34 to 477 code for a protein of 147 amino acids. The transcript has 4 exons.